AUGCUUGCGAUAUACAUCGCGUCUGUCACGAUCGCGCUUUGUCGGCAAAGUGGAAUGGAACUGGGAAUGUUUCGUCGCCAUCGUCCCAAAUCCAGCUCUUCUUUCCAACGAACCAGUCCGACAAAAUAG
Molecule: messenger RNA, 129 nt
Organism: Colletotrichum lupini
Lineage: Eukaryota; Fungi; Ascomycota; Sordariomycetes; Glomerellales; Glomerellaceae
Exons: 1
Coding region: 1-129 (42 amino acids)
Source: RefSeq, a predicted model, not a curated record